Molecule: messenger RNA, 5629 nt
Organism: Lytechinus variegatus (green sea urchin)
Lineage: Eukaryota; Metazoa; Echinodermata; Echinoidea; Temnopleuroida; Toxopneustidae
Product: lactase-phlorizin hydrolase-like
Exons: 14
Coding region: 215-5437 (1740 amino acids)
Biological process (GO): carbohydrate metabolic process
Molecular function (GO): beta-glucosidase activity
Source: RefSeq, a predicted model, not a curated record
GAUGUUCAAAUUUAUCAUUUCAACAGUUAUUUACCGUAACUGGCUAAAAGUAGGCGUUUUGUUUAAAGAUCAGUCGAUCUGAUCAAUAUUGACUGAAAGAAUGUAUUGUCAGUAUCAUAAAAGAGUAUCAGGAUAUUGAUACUUUAAUUACGAUUGACCUAUAAGACUCGCCCACGAACGACUAACAGCUCAGUCGGUGUUAAUUGUCGAAUCGAUGAACACGAUCGCGAUGACGACCACCAUGUAUAGCCUUCUCGUAUGCAUUGCAUUGUGCCAUGUUCCUGCUCUCGCGCAGGAGUUCGUGUAUCCCGACGUCUUCAACGACCCCGAGAGAGAUGCCUUCCUCUACGGCACCUUCCCCGACGACUUUGCCUGGAGCUCGGCGACCUCCUCCUACCAAAUCGAAGGCGCAUGGAAUGCGGACGGCAAGGGAGAAAGUAUUUGGGAUACGUUUACCCACGAAGGCGGACACGUUUACAACAACGACACAGGAGACGUCGCUUGUGAUAGUUACAACAAAUAUCGUGAAGAUGUAGCUUUGAUGAAGGCCAUGGGACUGAAAUACUAUCGGUUCUCCAUCUCUUGGGCUAGGAUUCUUCCAGAUGGCACCAUCGGCAACAUCAAUGAACCUGGUAUCACCUAUUACAACAACGUCAUUGACGAGCUCCGAGAAGCCGGCAUCGCCCCCAUGGUCACCCUCUACCACUGGGAUUUGCCUCAAGCCCUUCAGGACUUCGGGGGCUGGGACAACGAAAGCAUUGCCCAUCACUUCAAUGACUACGCAAAACUUUGCUUUCAGAGGUUUGGCGACCGGGUCAAGUUCUGGAUAACCUUCAACGAGCCGUGGAUUGUAUCCCUCUUAGGGUACGGCACCGCUGCGUUCGCUCCUGGUAUUGAUGAGAUUGGCACCACUGUUUACAGGACCACCCAUAACAUCAUCAAGUCACAUGCCCUGGCAUACCACACUUACAAUGAUUCAUACAGAGCUGAGCAGAUGGGGCAAAUUGGCAUCACCUUGAAUUCGGACUUUGUAGAACCUUUUGACAGAACCAACGCAACCAGUGUCGAAGCUCACGACCGAGCUCUACAGUUCAACCUUGGUUGGUUCGCCCACCCCAUCUACAUCAACGGAGACUAUCCUGAGAUCAUGAAGACCAAGAUAGCAACCAAGAGUGCUGCUCAGGGUUUCGAACAGUCCAGGUUGCCCGAGUUCACCGAUGAGGAGAAGGCAAUGAUCAAAGGCACCGGCGAUUUCUUCGGGCUGAACCACUACACUUCCAACUACGCCAUCGAAGUCCCGGAGUACCUGGAGAAUCCGCCGAGCUACUGGACCGACUCCGACGUCGGGUCAUGGCAAGAUGACGCCUGGCCCAAGUCCGGAUCGACUUGGCUGAAGAUAGUUCCGUGGGGCAUCCGUCGCUUGGUGAAUUGGAUCCAGGAUGAGUACCACAUGCCCAUCUAUGUGACAGAAAAUGGCGUCUCAACCCGUGAUGUGUACGAGUUAGAUGAUCAAAUAAGGCAGGACUAUUACCGCGCCUACAUCAAUGAGCUUCUUAAAGCUGUUACAUUGGAUGGGGUUGACGUCAGAGGUUACACUGCGUGGUCGUUGCUCGACAACUUCGAGUGGGCUUCGGGCUACAGCGAGCGUUUCGGCAUGCACUACGUGAACUUCUCCGACCCCGCCAGACCAAGGGAAGCCAAGAGGUCAGCAACCAUGUAUGCCGAGAUCAUCGCCAACAAUGGAUUUAUAAGAGAGAAUAUGAUGACGUCUCCGAGUUCGACGACGUCGGGGGCCACAACAAUUUCUAACAAGUCGAUCCUUGGCGUUAUCACCCUGGUUGCCGUUUUCGUGUUCAUCGUCGGUAUGCUGACAGAAACAUCAAACCAUAUUUUAUGGGUGGGUGGUGGUGGCAAGCCCCCAAUCUCCCAUCGAUACGCCUACAACAGUACCCCCUUCUUUUCGUAUUUUAUCAGGGCAUUUUUAAGGGGCAGAGAAAAAAUGAAGGUUUUCAUCACAAGUGUGUUUUUAAUCAUCUUUGCCAAUGUACUUGGUUUUGUGCAUUCUGCCGACGAUCCCGAAUUCGUUUGGCCCGAUGUGUUUAACGACACCGAGAGAGAUGCUCUCAUCUACGGCACCUUCCCCGAAGACUUUGCUUGGAGCUCAGCGACCUCGGCCUACCAAAUCGAAGGAGCUUGGAACUUAGAUGGAAAAGGAGAGAGCAUCUGGGACAAUUUUACUCAUGAAGGUGGCAAAGUGAAGAAUAAUGAUAAUGGAGACGUUGCCUGCGACAGCUACCACAAAUAUCAAAAAGAUAUCGACAUCAUGAAAAACAUGGGUCUCAAUGCCUACCGUUUCUCCAUCUCCUGGCCGCGGGUUCUCCCUAACGGCACCAUCGACAACAUCAACGAAGCCGGUUUAACCUAUUACAGCAGCGUCAUCGACGCCCUUCUCGCUGCGGACAUCACCCCGAUGGUCACCCUCUAUCACUGGGACCUACCCCAAGCUCUUCAGGACAUCGGGGGCUGGGAAAACGAGGACCUGAUUGACCUCUUCAACGACUACGCCAACCUGUGCUUUCAGAGGUUCGGCGAUCGCGUCAAACUGUGGAUUACGUUCAACGAGCCCUGGGUCGUGACUUUGCUAGGAUAUGGCACUGGCGAGCAUGCUCCUGGUAUUGACGAGAUUGGAACCACGGUCUAUACGACAAGCCAUACUAUCAUCAAGGCACACGCCAAGGCGUGGCACACGUACGAUGAUAAUUACAGGCAGACUCAAAAUGGAAAAAUUGGAAUCACGUUGAAUUCCAACUUUGUUGAACCCAUCGAUCGUACAAACCAAAGCAGUGUGGAUGCGGCUGACCGUAGCCUACAGUUCAACCUUGGUUGGUACGCCCAUCCUAUCUUCAUCAACGGAGACUAUCCUGAGGUCAUGAAGGACAGGAUUGGACAAAAGAGUACGGCUCAAGGGUACAACAAGUCUCGUCUUCCGGAGUUCACAGCAGAGGAGAAGGCAAACAUCAGCGGCACCAGUGACUUCUUUGGGUUGAACCACUACACGAGCAACUAUGCCUGGGAUCUUGGAUUGAACCUGGACCAGAACGCAAGCUACUGGUCUGAUUCUGAUGUGGGUGGUGAGCAGGAUGCCGCAUGGCCUUCUUCGGCCUCGAACUGGUUGAAGGUGGUUCCUUGGGGGAUCCGGAGACUCCUGGCCUGGAUCAAGAACGAAUACGGUGACCCGCCGGUGUAUGUGACGGAGAAUGGCUACUCGACGGAAGAUGUCAAAGAACUUGAUGAUGUCAUGAGGCAAAAGUAUUACAAAUCUUACGUGAACGAAGUUCUUAAAGCAAUUCUGAUAGACGAGGUAAAUGUGAAAGGCUACACAGCGUGGUCACUUCUUGAUAACUUCGAGUGGGCAGAGGGUUACACCGAACGCUUCGGGAUGGUCUACAUCGACUUCAGCGACGACGAUCGAACUCGGGAACCUAAAGUCUCGACCGAAGUCUAUGCCGAGAUCGUGGCCAACAACGGAUUCGUAAAAAGCAACGACAACAUGACGACCGAUCCUACGAUGACGACCGAACCUACGAUGACGACGGCAAAAGGCGAUACCCCUAAGGCACUUGGUGUGUUUUUGACGAGCCUUCUGACCCUCGUGACGCAUGCCAUUUUCCGAGAUCUACCACAAAAAUCUCCGUCAGAUGGCCGUGGUCGAUUCGGAAUAAUUCAUCUUUUAGAAUUAAAGCCAAUUAAAGAGAAAAAAAUGAAGGUUUUCAUCACAAGUGUGUUUUUAAUCAUCUUUGCCAAUGUACUUGGUUUUGUGCAUUCUGCCGACGAUCCCGAAUUCGUUUGGCCCGAUGUGUUUAACGACACCGAGAGAGAUGCUCUCAUCUACGGCACCUUCCCCGACGACUUUGCUUGGAGCUCAGCGACCUCGGCCUACCAAAUCGAAGGAGCUUGGAACUUAGAUGGAAAAGGAGAGAGCAUCUGGGACAAUUUUACUCAUGAAGGUGGCAAAGUGAAGAAUAAUGAUAAUGGAGACGUUGCCUGCGACAGCUACCACAAAUAUCAAAAAGAUAUCGACAUCAUGAAAAACAUGGGUCUCAAUGCCUACCGUUUCUCAAUCUCCUGGCCACGGGUUCUCCCGGACGGCACCAUCGGCAACAUCAACGAAGCCGGUUUUACCUAUUACAACAACGUCAUCAAUGCCCUUCUCGAUGCGGACAUCACCCCGAUGAUCACCCUCUAUCACUGGGACCUACCCCAAGCUCUUCAGGACAUCGGGGGCUGGGAAAACGAGGACCUGAUUGACCUCUUCAACAACUAUGCCGAACUGUGCUUUCAGAGGUUCGGCGAUCGCGUAAAACUGUGGAUUACGUUCAACGAGCCCUGGGUCGUGAGUUUGGUAGGAUAUGGCAUCGGCGAGCAUCCUCCUGGUAUUGAAGAGAUUGGAACCACGGUCUAUACGACAGGCCAUACUAUUAUCAAGGCACACGCCAAGGCGUGGCACACGUACGACGAUAAAUACAGGCAGUCUCAAAAUGGAAAAAUUGGAAUCACGUUGAAUGCCGACUUUGUUGAACCCAUCGAUCGUACAAACCAAAGCAGUGUGGAAGCGGCUGAUCGUAGCCUACAGUUCAACCUUGGUUGGUACGCCCAUCCUAUUUUCAUCAACGGAGACUAUCCUGAGGUGAUGAAGGACAGGAUUGGACAAAAGAGUGCGGCUCAAGGGUACAACAAGUCUCGUCUUCCGGAGUUCACAGCAGAGGAGAAGGCAAACAUCAGCGGCACCAGUGACUUCUUUGGGUUGAACCACUACACGAGCACCUAUGCCUGGGAUCUUGGAUUGAACCUGGACCAGAACGCAAGCUACUGGUCUGAUUCUGAUGUGGGUAAUGAGCAGGAUGCCGCAUGGCCUUCUUCGGCCUCGGACUGGUUGAAGGUGGUUCCUUGGGGGAUCCGGAGAAUCCUGGCCUGGAUCAAGAACGAAUACGGUGACCCGCCGGUGUAUGUGACGGAGAAUGGCUACUCGACGGAAGAUGUCAAAGAACUUGAUGAUAUCAUGAGGCAAAAGUAUUACAAAUCUUACGUGAACGAAGUUCUUAAAGCAAUUCUGCUAGACGAGGUAAAUGUGAUAGGCUACACAGCGUGGUCACUUCUUGAUAACUUCGAGUGGGCAAAUGGUUACACCGAACGCUUCGGGAUGGUCUACAUCGACUUUAGCGACGACGAUCGAACUCGGGAACCUAAGGUCUCUACCGAAGUCUAUGCCGAGAUCGUGGCCAACAACGGUUUCGUAAAAAGCAACGACAAUGUGACGACCGAUCCUACGAUGACCGCCGAGCCUACGAUGACGACGGCAAAGGGCGAUACCCCAAGGGCACUUGGUGUGUUUUUGACGAGCCUUCUAACCCUCGUGACGUAUGCCAUUUUCCGUUAGGUUCAGAACCAUAUGCACUCUGGAACCAUCGGGGGGGGGGGGGCGGGCCGGGGGAUUAGGGAGGGGAGGAAGGAGGGGCACAAAGCAUUGUGGACUCGACGCAUAGGUCCGUAUUCCGAAGUCGGGUUUAACUUAAACCAUGGUCUAAGUCUGGUCUAAAAUUAUGGGGAGCCAAAAAACUAAAACAAUUCU